AUGGAUAUUCUCACAUCGCUCCAGCUGAUACGCAGAGACGGAACAAACUGUACAAUCGAGCAGCUGGAUGACGCCCAAUUCAUCGCGCUGUAUUUCGCGUCCCAGAGAUCCGGAGCCUGUCGGGCGUUCAGAGGUCUCCUGAGUUCCGUCGUGCACGAAUUACGUAUCUCUGGCCGAUGUUUGAACGUCAUAGUGGUUUCGUUGGAUCGUUCCAAUGCUGAGAUGAUGGAUCUUUUAACGGAUUGCCGAGACUACUGGCCAGCCGUGCCAUUCGAGAGCGACGCCCGCAUGGCUCUGCUGCAUCGUUUCGACGUCGUCCAAACGCCAACUGUAGUGAUUCUCAAUCGCAACGGGAACGUAGUUUCCGUAUUUGGGAGGGAUUAUAUCGAAAUCGAUGGAGCCGACGUUUGGGACAGAUGGACCAAGGGAACGAAUCCAGACGCGGAGCCCAAAUAA
Molecule: messenger RNA, 456 nt
Organism: Galendromus occidentalis (western predatory mite)
Lineage: Eukaryota; Metazoa; Arthropoda; Arachnida; Mesostigmata; Phytoseiidae
Product: nucleoredoxin-like protein 2
Exons: 3
Coding region: 1-456 (151 amino acids)
Biological process (GO): sensory perception; photoreceptor cell maintenance
Source: RefSeq, a predicted model, not a curated record